This is a messenger RNA of Anarrhichthys ocellatus (wolf-eel), 1127 nucleotides long. RefSeq names its product cytosolic arginine sensor for mTORC1 subunit 2-like. Lineage: Eukaryota; Metazoa; Chordata; Actinopteri; Perciformes; Anarhichadidae. The coding region runs from base 419 to 790 and encodes 123 amino acids. The record is from RefSeq and is a predicted model, not a curated record. Gene Ontology annotation, biological process: negative regulation of TORC1 signaling. The transcript is spliced from 2 exons.
ACGAGCUCUAAACAGCUUAUAAUAUAUUAUUAAAACUACUAAUAAUACCAAGAUUUUAGUUCCAAUCAUUUGAAUUGUGUGUUUUAAUACAGAUAACCGCUAAAGAUGACUGUAACAAAGUAAAAGGAUAUAAUUCAUAAUUUUUGAUGAUUUAAACUGACUGAAUAAAAAUAUAAAUUUAAUUAAAUUAAAAAUAAUUUUUGGGAGGGUUGUGCAAAUAGUAAAGUCUGGAGCCUUGUAGACCAGCUGCUGUAACAACAAACAACAACAACAACGAUGUGUAUCUGCUGAUGUAUCCUCAUGGCCGUCUCUAAACCGUGACACAAACCGAGACAGAUUAAAACCAACGAGAUACAAAACAGGACGCAGAACCUGCAGGACGAUUUCUUUCCUGCUAUCGUGCAACGAUCAUCCACAAAUGAUGUGCAGACUUUUAGACAUUCUAUUAUCAAAUGCCUUGAAAAGAUACGAUGCACAUAUAUCUGCAACAUUUGUUCUCAACUCACUGCCUCGUUUCUUUUGUCCUCAGGUCCGAGAGCGAGACCUGCCGAUGGUCAUGCACACGCUGUCUUCAGAGUUCACUUUGCUUCGGGUGGUGAACGGAGAGACCGUCGCUACUCACGACCUCGGAGUCACCAACGGCUUCGUGAAGCCCAAACUAGCGCCCCGUCCCAUCAUUCACCCUUUAUCUAGUCCCAGCAACAUGUUCUGUGUGACCAGCCUGGACCCGGACACGCUGCCCUCUGUAGCCACGCUGCUCAUGGACGUCAUGUUUUACUCCGGAGGGUGAGAAAGUGAAACGUUAUACCUUCAAUACCGAUAUCAUGAAAACACAGAGGAACCAAAACCAAAAGGCACUCCUUCCAUCUCUGAUUAUAUUCUGCUUGUUUUGUAAUUACAUAACUUGGGUUAAAGUCACUUUUAGCCACGCUAGCAGUGGCUCUCUAUUGGUUUGUCCACGUUUGGUCCAAACAGAUGAUGACAUUCAUGGUCCCCAGAGGAUGAACCCUAAUGACUGCAGGUUAUAAUACUUAUAUUACAGCUCCUUUUAUUAAAACGGUUGAAAAUACCCUUAAAGUACAAAGAGAGAAAGAAAGAACAGAAUAAUGUAUGUUACUGAAUUAUAA